This is a messenger RNA of Recurvomyces mirabilis, 666 nucleotides long. RefSeq lists its product as uncharacterized. The coding region runs from base 1 to 666 and encodes 221 amino acids. The record is from RefSeq and is a predicted model, not a curated record. NCBI's taxonomy places the organism in Eukaryota, Fungi, Ascomycota, Dothideomycetes, Mycosphaerellales, Teratosphaeriaceae. The transcript is spliced from 3 exons.
AUGCAGUUCACACUAUCCGUCCUUGCAGUCCUUGGACUUGCCGCAGCGCAGUCUAGCACCACGACUGGCGCGCCCUCUGGAACGUCGAGCUCUCCGACAGCAGAGCAGACCUGCCUGAACGCUUGUGCGACUGGCGAUGUAAAUUGCCAGGCACAGUGUGUCGGUGUCCCAUUCCCAAAUGGCGCGCAGGUAAACGCGACCACUUCUUGCGCCUACGCGUGCCCACAGGGCGACGGCUCCGAAGCUGAGACCCAGGCAUACGCCCAAUGUCUUGCGAAGUGUAGCAACGAGUACUACUUCACCAGCAGCGGCACUGUCAACGUCGCCAAUGCAGAGUCUACCAAUGGUGGCUCAGCGGUCCAGUAUAACUCAGCCGCUGCGAUGACGACAGGGUCUAAUAACGGUACCGCAGCUGGAGCUGCUGGUGCAACCAUGACUGGAAGCGCGAGUCACUCCGGCGCAUCAGGAUCUGGCAGCAUGACCACAGCUGCGAGCACUGGCUCUGCACGCUCUUCGGCAAGUGGCUCCGGUCAAGCAAGUGGGACCGCUUCUUCAAGCGCUGCUGCUGCUUCUUCGUCCAGUGCUGCUGCUUCGCCCGCCACUUACUUCACAAGCCUCCAGCUUGGUGGCUUGCUCGGGCUCGUCAUGGCCGUCUUUGCCUUGUAG